Molecule: messenger RNA, 839 nt
Organism: Macrosteles quadrilineatus (aster leafhopper)
Lineage: Eukaryota; Metazoa; Arthropoda; Insecta; Hemiptera; Cicadellidae
Exons: 4
Coding region: 13-651 (212 amino acids)
Source: RefSeq, a predicted model, not a curated record
CCACUAUCAGAUAUGUUGAUAAGCCUGUUGUUAGUGACUGUGUUCAGUCUGGAAUGUUACGGUUGGAACCUGGCUGACUUGAUAGUCCCUCACUUCGGCCCUUCAACAAAAGCCAAAUGUCAGAGGGGUGGACAACUGUGCAAGUUUGACCGCCAUUGCUGCGCGGGUUUGGAAUGUCGAAUGAGCAUCCAAGACUACAAUAUUGGUUAUUACUGUCGCUCUCGGCUCGUAGAGCACAACUACGUCGAAUUCACAGGAGGCCCUUCGUGGAAGGACUAUCAAGAAUCUGCUUCCGAACUUGAAUAUGAAGAUCCGGCAUAUUUUGAUACCGAAGGAUUGUUCAGAAAAAACGCGGAGCUCAAAAGAAAACUGGCAGAGUUGAAACUUUUAAGGAAGAAAGUCAGGCAACAACAGUUGAAAGAUGUGAAAAGAAGAUUAGAAGAUGCUGAAAUUGAAGUUUUGAGAGAAGAGAAGAGGAAGUAUGAAGCGAAACAGGAGCAAGAAAUUAAUAAACUGAGGCAAAAUGAAAUUGAAGAUGAACUGAUAGAGAUGGAGAAGAAAGAGGUUAAUCAUACUCUGUCAAAGCAAAACCGACUUGCCAACGUGUACUUAGACAUGUUGGGUGACUUUACUGAUAAAAAGAACAUUUAAAUCCAACCCAGCAGGAGACACUAUAGCAAGAGUUGGCUUAUGGUACUAGCCCCAAAGUUGUGAAACUUUGAAAUCGCAAAGAAAAAUAUAAUAUUUUGUAUUUUUUUACAUUAUGUUAAGUUAAUCUACAUGUUUGUUAACUGUGUGGUAAAAAAAAACAAAACAAAAAAACAGUAACAUUUCCAAAA